Messenger RNA from Cylindrotheca closterium, 255 nucleotides. The record is from the annotation of a GenBank genome assembly. Lineage: Eukaryota; Bacillariophyta; Bacillariophyceae; Bacillariales; Bacillariaceae.
AUGGUAGCACCCCCAGGGAGCACCCCCAAGCCUGUUCACUUUGUUGUCAUUCGACAGGAUGGCGAUGUUAAAGGAGUCUCACUUCCAGAGUUGACAUGGAACAUGUGCCAUGACUAUCCAAAUUGGACUGGCUCUAUCAAGGUGCCUAGCGUUUGCAUGAUGGCCCACAAACUUGCCGAGUUGGCUGGAAAUAUGAAAGAUAGCGGAGCAAGCAUGAACCACAAAGCUCUCAAAAACCGAGUUCAUUUCUUGUAG